This is a messenger RNA of Cotesia congregata, 1533 nucleotides long. The record is from the annotation of a GenBank genome assembly. Lineage: Eukaryota; Metazoa; Arthropoda; Insecta; Hymenoptera; Braconidae.
AUGGUGCUUCCUGUUGUUGAUACUCCUCCGGGAAUAAAAGUCAUCAAUUUAAUAUCAGCAAAAUGCUGCCCUCAAAGAAGAAUGAAUAAGUUAGCAUGGCACAGAGCUGGAGUAUUAGCACUUACAUAUUUGGCGUAUACAUGCUAUCAUAUGUCAAGAAAACCAAUAUCUGUUGUCAAAAAUGUAUUAAAUUUAAACUGUAGUAGCUUAUCACCACCGUCUGAUUUAAUAAUCAACGAUACCAAUCGUUAUACCUGGUGUGACUGGGCCCCAUUUAACACGCCAGAUGCUCCUUUCUUAUUAGGAUUCUUAGAUUCAGCUUUUUUAUUCGCUUACGCUGCAGCAAUGUUUCUCAGCGGGUUUGUAGCUGAACGAGUUAAUCUUCGAUACUUUUUAUCGUUGGGUAUGAUUGCUUCUGGAAUAGCUUCAUAUUUAUUUGGUAUCGCAAAAACAUAUAAAAUACAUAAUCUGUGGUAUUUUAUUAUGGUUCAGGCAUUAGGAGGAAUAUUUCAAACUAGUGGAUGGCCAGGUGUUGUUACAGUUGUAGGUAAUUGGUUUGGCAAAGGAAAAAGAGGCCUUAUAUUCGGUGUAUGGAAUUCACAUACAUCGUUAGGAAACAUAUUAGGUAGUUUGAUAGCUGCUGAGUUUGUGGAAAGAAAUUGGGGCCUCAGUUUUAUUGUACCUGGAAUAUUAAUGGCUUCCGCUGGUUUUAUAAUAUUUUUAUUUCUUGCUCCUCGUCCCUAUGACGUCAACUGUAUAUCACCGAAUCCGCCAAAUUUUAGAAAAUUAAACGCAACAACUAGUUCCGAUGAAGGAACAAUUUCUGGUGAUGAUAUUGAUAGACAUCGAGUGAGCGAUGAAGACCAACUCAUUCAUCGUGUUAGUUGGCACCAGCAUGGCUUUGAUCCUGACUUAGAGAAUUCAAGAUCGGAAACGAGUCCGAUGUUAUCGGUGAACAGACGCAUGCAUAACUCCAAAGAAAAAGCAAUUGGAUUUGUUGGUGCAAUAAACAUACCUGGAGUCUUGGAUGCCGGGUUGAGCGCUGAUUUAUCAACUUUGUUUGAUGUCGGUGGUAUAGCAGGAGCAAUUGCAGCUGGAGUUUUGUCUGAUUACAGUGGAAUGAGUGCAGUAACGUGUGCAUUCAUGUUUUUGACAGCAAUACCGAUGCUAUUUUUAUACGAUUUUAUUGGAAGUACAAAUCUUGCUGUGAAUAUUACGUUGUUAAUAUGUACUGGUAUAUUAGUGAAUGGUCCAUAUGCAUUAAUAACAACCGCAGUAUCGGCAGAACUUGGAACACACCCUAGUCUAGGAGACGAUGCAAAAGCGUUAGCAACUGUAACGGCGAUUAUUGAUGGUACCGGAAGUAUUGGGGCUGCUGUUGGUCCAUUAUUAGCAGGAGUUGUAUCACGAUGGGGAGGGUGGCACAAUGUAUUUUAUAUGUUAAUGAUAUCCGAUCUCUUAGCUUUACUAUUACUAUCUAGAUUAGUUUAUCGAGAAUUAAGAAAGUAUCGACAAAGACGGUUGGCCGUUUAA